AUGAAGAGGGUGACGGAGGCGCUGAAGAAGGCCUCCGAGAGCGACGUCCCACGUUUUACCUCUGGGUCAUUUAUCAUAGGAACGGAGUCACCAGCCGAAGCGGAGCCGCAGUCACCAGCCGUAGCGGAACUGGAGUCACCAGCCGAAGCGGAACCAGGGUCACAAGCCGCAGCGGAACCAGAGUCACCAAACGCAGCGGAACCGGAGUCACCAGCUGCAGCGGAACCAGAUUCACCAGCCGAAGCAGAACCGAAAUCACCAGCCGCAGCGGAACUGGAAUCACCAACCACAGUGGAACCGGAAUCACCAGCCGUAGCGAAACAGCAGUCCAGCCAAAAUCAAAUCACGAGGAGCGUUAAAAUACCCAAAAAAUUUCACGGCACAUUCAUUGGUCACAAGGGCGCCCAUAUUAAACAAAUAGGCCAAAAAUACGGAGUGUUGCUGAAACUCAACACCUAUAAAAAUAAUAUCAGUAUCACCAGUACAGACAUAUAG
Molecule: messenger RNA, 495 nt
Organism: Homarus americanus (American lobster)
Lineage: Eukaryota; Metazoa; Arthropoda; Malacostraca; Decapoda; Nephropidae
Product: phosphatidylglycerol--prolipoprotein diacylglyceryl transferase-like
Exons: 2
Coding region: 1-495 (164 amino acids)
Molecular function (GO): RNA binding
Source: RefSeq, a predicted model, not a curated record